AUGACACAUUCCGGAUAUCGCACAAAAUAUACUGAUUUAGACAAGUCAUUCAGCAGAAGGAGGAAAAGAAUUUCGCCCUCAGAGAUUAUUGAGGAUCAUUUACACUUAUCUAGCGAGGCCAAAGUGUUUUUCAUAUUGGAACCGGGACACGACAGCCUUGGAAUGAAUUGCUCAAACAUUGGCGACUACCUAGAUGUUGCAUCUGCUUAUGACUGGUGGAAGGAUGGCAAGACUUUGACGAUGCCAGAAUGCAGGAUCGAGAACAGCCGGUCAUUAGACAUGGGUUUCGACCGGUUCCCAAGCCAACUGUUGGACAUGGGAUUUCCACCUGGCCAUUCAUUCAAUACCAAUGAUUUCGCGGAGCCUGCGACCGGCUCUCUGAACUUCCUGGCACACAAUCAACUGGCCGGUGGCUCAGUCAAUGAUGUUUCGUUCAACACUGGUCAUCCGGAUAUUGACAUGGGCUUUCGUUCACCGGUUCAACAUCAUGAUCCGGACCAGAGGUCAUUAGACAUGGGCUUUCAUUCACCUCAGGCUCAACAUCAUGAUCCGGACCAGAUGUCAUUAGACAUGGGCUUUUAUUCACCUCUGGUUCAACAUCGUGAUCCGGAGCAGAUGUCAUUUGACAUGGGUUUUAAUUCGCCUGUGGUUCAACAUGAUCAUCCGGACCAGAGGCCUUCCGGUGUUGAUCCGGUUGAUAUUCUGGAUCAGUCAAUGGGUCUUCGAUCGGAAGAGACACCUUUGGACAUGGGCUUUGGGACAGAUCCGGCACAUGAUCUUGCCCAUCAAUCGAAUAUUCAACCGGAAGAGACCCCUUUGGAGAUGGCUAGUGAACCGGAACCUAUCGGAUUUGUGAUUCAGCGUGCUGUAGGUGACUUGUGCUUGGCAAUGCACUGGUUGGAGAUGGAAAGGGCUCAUGGUACAAUGUCGCUGGAAGAAGCACUUGUCAGCGAGGAAGUUCUUCAGUCCACUAGUGAGUUAUUAUUGGCAUUUCAACUUAUAUCAAUAUACCGACUGUCGACAUGA
Molecule: messenger RNA, 1026 nt
Organism: Suillus fuscotomentosus
Lineage: Eukaryota; Fungi; Basidiomycota; Agaricomycetes; Boletales; Suillaceae
Exons: 7
Coding region: 1-1026 (341 amino acids)
Source: RefSeq, a predicted model, not a curated record